CUUCAUAGCGGAACACGUUUCUCUUUGGCCAAAGCAACAUGGUUUCACCCUGUGGCCAAUGUGAAUGUAAACAAGCGGCUCACCUCUGAAGCGACAAAUACUGUCCUACCAUCUGAGUCAAAGCUCCAUGGCUUUCAGAGUGUGUAGUCGGUUUUUCAGAGACUCCGCCGUCCUCUCCAGACUGGUCGUCGUGUCUGCUCGACAGGAAAGUGCGUCAUGGCUUCUCACAGCGGGAAACGCUGCCUGCAGCCGAGGAGGGAGGAACACAUUUAUCUUCACUCCUGCUUGCUUUAUUACAUCGGAGGCAUUUCUCAACAGACUGAUGAAAGGCAAAGCAGCCGAGGCAGACGGCAGUUUUUAUCGCCUUCCAGCCUCAGUUCCGCCGGACAGCGGUGAACAAUUAUCUUUGUUACUGAGACAUCCAGAUCAGCCUGACAAGCCAAAGGUUUUAAAAGUUGCCAUAAUAGGUGCCCCAAAUGCUGGGAAGUCCACAUUGUCCAACCAGCUCCUUGGCAGAAAGGUGUUUGCUGUUUCCAAGAAAGUACACACUACGCGGUCACGUGCCCUGGGCGUCCUAACAGAGGAUGACACACAGAUAAUUUUACUGGACACUCCUGGUCUCACCACUGUAUCAAAGGUCAAAAGACACCAGCUGGAGAAGACUUUGCUCGUGGAUCCCUGGAACACAGUCAAAGAAGCCGACCUAAUGGUAGUCUUGGUGGAUGUGGCGGACAGAUGGAUGUGCAGCAGGCUUGACCUGGAGGUGCUCAAAUGCCUGGCCCAGCACCCUGACACCCCUGCAAUCUUGGUCCUCAAUAAGAUAGACCUGGUUAAGGCUAAGGACAGGCUGCUGGAUUUCACAGCAGAGUUGACGUGCGGAGUGGUGAACGGACGCAGAAUGCGGAUCAGGCCAGUGAUCAAGCCUCCAUGGGCUGAGAAGAGGCCAGAGAGGGAGUCCGAGUUGCCGCUGGACGAGGACGCGGGGCCCGAGGGCAGCGCUGAGCCAAACUCUGUGCUGAACAAAGAGCAGCUGAAGGCGCUGAAGAGCCGGCAGGGCUGGCCGCACUUUAAGGACGUCUUCAUGCUCUCCUCUGUGGACCGAGAUGACGUGGAGACGCUGAAGAGCUACUUUAUGGCUGCGGCGAAGCCAGGAUCGUGGCAGUACCACAGUGAGGUCCUGACGGACCAGAGUCCAGAGGAAGUCUGCGCCAACAUCAUCCGAGAGAAGCUUCUGGAGUAUCUGCCCCAGGAAGUGCCCUAUUCAAUGACACAGUCUGUUGAACUCUGGCAGGAAGGAGAAAAUGGCGAGCUCAAUAUUUCUGUCAAACUUUAUGCCAAGAAAGAUACUCAUAUGAGGAUGGUGAUAGGCACAGCCGGCCAGAUGGUAGCGCGGAUGGCCCGAGAGGCUGGUGAGGACCUGAGCCACGUCUUCCUGAGGGAAGUGAAGCUGAAGCUUUCAGUCAAGCUGAGGAAGUGAAGAGGAUGGACGGACUUUAAUGAUGAAGAGGUGGAAACUAGGGCUGCACAAUAUGUUUGUUUUUUAUCAUCAUCCUGAUAUCAACUGGUGUAAUAAUAAACACAUCGCGAAAGACACUCAAAGAAACAUUAAUAGGAAACUUCACUUUCAAAUGUAACUGUAGAUUAUUUAUUUUUUAGUGGUGCCUUUUUAUAUUCAGUUCAAUGUUCAAUUUGUUCAAUAAAACAAUGUUAGAAAUGA
Messenger RNA from Perca fluviatilis (European perch), 1717 nucleotides. It is a transcript of the gene eral1, whose product is annotated as Era-like 12S mitochondrial rRNA chaperone 1. Gene Ontology annotation, biological process: ribosomal small subunit assembly. NCBI's taxonomy places the organism in Eukaryota, Metazoa, Chordata, Actinopteri, Perciformes, Percidae. Gene Ontology annotation, cellular component: mitochondrial matrix. Gene Ontology annotation, molecular function: rRNA binding; ribosomal small subunit binding; GTP binding. The record is from RefSeq and is a predicted model, not a curated record.